AUGGGCGGCCUCUUCUUCCUCGACGCUCCUGGCGGAACAGGCAAGACCUUCGUUACCAACCUUCUUCGGGCCAAGGUCAAGCAGACGAGGAAGAUUGCCCUGGUAGUUGCUUCAAGCGGCAUUGCUGCCACCCUGCUCGACGGAGGGCGCACUGCUCACUCGGCCUUCAAGCUGCCAUUCAACCUGGCAAAGCGGGAAAAUCCAACCUGCAACAUCAGCCGUAGCUCCACAAAGGCCAAGCUGUUCCAAGAGUGCAAGCUCAUCAUCUGGGACGAGGCGACUUUCGCCAAACCUUGCCAGUCAUCGCCAAAGGCAAAUGCAGAUGCUGUCAAUGCUUGCAUCAAGUCGUCGUACCUCUGGAGCGAAGUGAACCGCCACAGCCUGAAAACCAACAUGAGGGUGCAGCUCAGCGGCGAUAAAAAAGCUGGUCGCUUCUCUCAGCGACUGCUGAAGAAUUUGGCCCUGGAUAACAUCAACGCCAAGCUGCUGGAGCAACUGCCUGGCGACUCAACGAGAUACAAGUCGAUGGACACAGUUCCUGAUCCUGACCAGGUCGUACACUAUCCGACCGAGUUUCUCAACAGCCUGGCGCCCUCAGGAGUGCCACGGCAACGAUUGCAGACGAGUCUGCUUACUGUGGGCGUGAUGUGUUUCGUCGUCGCCAUCAUCGCCAUCGUCCCUACCUUCGCCCUCACAACGUGUGUAUUCGAGAUUAUCGUUCGCGAGGCACCCCAGGAUGAGGUCAUUAUUCGAUCAGGGGAGGAGGAUAUACUUACUCUGUGUCGUGCAAUGAUGACGGGACUAGAAGACCAAAUCUCUAAAGGCAACACGCCCGGCAGUGUUUGUGAAGAGACAGAGCCGGGCUUGCUAACGCUAUUCAUCGCUGAUGGAAACCCGGCCCCUGUGGAGGUGACGUGGUAUCGUGCGAGUGCGGGUGCUGAGCAAUUGAUCCCCCUGUACAACGUGGUGACAUACUCGUAUGAGAACGUCGAGCAGCAUUUCUUCAAUACGACAAGCACGGUAACAGUGCCCCAGAAUGGCCUUAAUGACGAAGAUAUUGUACGGGUAGAGAUUGCUCAUCCGGCGCUCGACGAGGCGUUGGUUGUUAACAUUACUGCUGAUGUGCAAUACGGUCCUAGCGAGGUGAUCAUAACGCCUCGAUCACCGGCGGAACUAGUUGAGGGUGAGCCCGCAGAAGUGGUGUGCGAGUCGGACGGAAAUCCGCGGACGACGAUCACGUGGAAGAAAAACCAACAAGUCAUCGCGGAGGGCGCGUCAUUGACGUUUGAUCUCGUCCAAUCAAGCGACGCCGGCAAUGACUACUCGUGCGUGGCGCAAAACAAAUACGGCGUCAAAUCACGACAAUACCAGAUCAACGUCGGUGCGACUGUCAGCGGGGCUAUGAUCGCCGGCAUCAUCAUCGCCAUCCUCGCCGUGUUUAUGGUAGCAGCCAUUGUCGGCUACAUGUACGUGAAUAAGAUGUCAUGCUUUGCGCCGGCCGCCAAGCCGAUUCAGCCCACCACCACAGCGCCGGCGUUCGAAACGCAGGCGUCGCACCCCGUCAAGGACGAGGCGUGGGCGGCCGGCACGGGCCAGGCGUACGAGAACAAGGUGGAGAAGGACGAUGAAGGCUUCCACACGAUCGAUCUUGAAAAAGCCGCAAGCGAGACAGCGGACCCUAAGGCGCUCGAUGAUAAUACGCCGAGCCGGUCACGGGAGUCGUACGCUGCCGCCAUGUCGAAGCCGCAGCCGAUGCCAACGCCAUCUGCUACCAUAGCGGAAGAUGAAAUGGGAGAGAGUGUGUGAGUGGCGUGCAAACUGCGAGCGCCAUGUUUUAGGAGUUCCUUCGCAAGGAAUAUUAAAUUCAAAUUGUUUCGCGAUGGCACGUAGGUGAAUACCGGUUGAAGUUAGUGCAACGUGAAGUAUAUCAUUUACAGAUAUCUGCGUAUCAAAUUUUUAUCAAAAAGUUAGACGGGAUGACUUUAACAAAAUGCAUAAAAAAUCGUGCAUUGGCUCUAUUAUAUACUGCAUAUUUAGCUACAUAUAUAUAUAUAUAUAUAUAUACAUACUUGUGUGAUACAGAUCUAUAAGCGAUUAGUAAUAGUAUUGAAAUUGAAUGCCAUAUUAAGUAAAAGAAGAUUCUAUACGAAACAUAGUUGACAAUGAUUGAACCGUAAUUUUGUUAUUAACAUUAAAAAAAAUAAAGUUAUCAAAAUUUUCUAU
Priapulus caudatus is the source of this 2223-nucleotide messenger RNA. RefSeq lists its product as uncharacterized. Gene Ontology annotation, molecular function: DNA helicase activity. The coding region runs from base 1 to 1806 and encodes 601 amino acids. The record is from RefSeq and is a predicted model, not a curated record. NCBI's taxonomy places the organism in Eukaryota, Metazoa, Priapulida, Priapulimorpha, Priapulimorphida, Priapulidae. Gene Ontology annotation, biological process: telomere maintenance; DNA repair. The transcript has 11 exons.